Phytophthora sojae is the source of this 321-nucleotide messenger RNA. RefSeq lists its product as hypothetical. The transcript has a single exon. Lineage: Eukaryota; Oomycota; Peronosporomycetes; Peronosporales; Peronosporaceae. The record is from RefSeq and is a predicted model, not a curated record. The annotation marks the transcript as partial.
CGGUUCAUCACUUCUGGCGACAAGUUCACGAGACAGGAGCUCGAUGAAGGUGGUCGCCGCUUUUGGGAGGAAGUAGCGGAAGCAUUUAAUACUACGAACGACGACUACGAUCAACUGGUGUCCGAAAGCUCUUUGUUUGCGGGGAUUGAGCCGCAUCAAAUUACUACCACAACUGGCGCAAAACUACAGGGUAUGUGGAAGGAAUGCAAUCGCCGUUUUGCCUCUGCCGAGGCAAAAUGCAAGUUGUCCGGAUCGCACGAAGACUUUUGGAAUUUUUGUGGAGGAGACAGAGUGGCCAUGUGCGUGCACCUGUGGUGUGAG